AUGCUGCACCUCUUUCUGGUCUGCACCACCUGGAAAAUGGGGAUCAGCCAGCUCCAUUAUUCUGUAGCUGAAGAAUCCCAGCAUGGCACCUUUGUGGGCCACAUUGCCAAGGAUCUAGGGCUGGAGACGGAUCAGCUGAUUCAUCGGAUGUUCCAGAUGGAAUCCAAAGAUUCUGGGGACUAUUUUGAGGUAAAUUUCCACAAUGGGAUUUUGUUUGUUAAUUCCCGAAUAGACAGGGAGGUGCUAUGUGCUAGGAACCCUUUCUGCAUCAUUCAUUUGGAGGUAAUUGUGGAUAAACCUUUGAAAAUCUUCCACAUAGAGGUGGAAAUCAAGGACAUAAAUGACAAUGCUCCACUUUUCUCAACUAAUGAACAAUCCCUUAAUAUUGCAGAAUUAAUGUUGCCAGGUACACGUUUCCCUCUGAAGGGAGCUUCUGAUGCAGACAUUGGUUCUAAUGCUCAUCUUAAGUACAAGCUUAGUUCCACAGAAUAUUUUACUAUUGAACAAAAAAUAACUGAUCAAUACAGUGUAUCAUUGGUGCUUGUUUUAAAUAAACCUCUGGACAGAGAGAAAACAUCUGUGCACCAUUUAUUGCUUACAGCUACUGAUGAGGGCCAACCAGAACUCACAGGCACACUUCAACUUGAGAUAAUUGUGAUGGAUACAAAUGACAAUGCCCCUUUCUUUAAUCAAUCUGUUUAUAAGGUGAAAAUAUUAGAAAAUGUGCCCAAUGGGACACUGGUUAUCAUUCUCAAAGCAACAGACUUAGAUGAGGGAAUGAAUAAAGAAAUUUCUUAUUCCUUCAGUAAUAAUGUUCCUUCUGAUAUGUUUAGCAUUCAUUCCGAUACAGGUGAGAUCAAAGUGAGAGGGGAAGUGGAUUUUGAAGAAACUAGUACAUAUAAUAUUGAAAUUGAGGCAAAAGAUAAAGGUUACCCCCCUUUAUUUGGACACUGCAUUGUCCUUAUUGAAAUUUUAGAUAUAAAUGAUAAUGCCCCUGAGAUGACAUUGAAAUACGUGUUGGUGCCAGUGCCUGAGGAUUCCUCACCAGGAGCAGUGAUAGUUCUAAUCAGCUUUACAGACAGGGACUCUGGAUCCAAUGGGCAAGUGAGUUGCUCCCUAUGGCCCAUUGGACUUCCGUUCAAGCUGUUGACAACCUUCAAGAAUUAUUACUCCCUGGUAUUAACUGAGCCUGUGGAUAGAGAGCAUGUGGCAGAGUUCGAAUUGUUGAUUGUGGCCCAGGACCAAGGGUCUCCCUCACUAUCAGUAAGCAGCAGCCUAGUGGUGCCCAUCAGUGAUGUGAAUGAUAAUGCACCUGCUUUUGAUCAGUCUGCCUACACAAUCUUUGUAAAGGAGAAUAAUCUACCUGGUGCUCAUAUAUUCACAGUGUCUGCUGCUGACCCAGACAUGGCUGAGAAUGGCCUGGUCAGCUAUUGGCUGGAUGAGAAACCAGAGCCACUCUCAAAGUACAUUUCAGUACACUCAGAAAGUGGGAAGAUGUAUGUGUUGCAGCCCUUGGACUAUGAGGAGCUUAAGCUGUUGGAGUUCUAUGUGAAUGCUAAAGAUGCAGGACGACCUUCCUUAAGCAGCAAUAUCACAGUACAGAUAUUUGUGGUGGAUGAGAAUGACAAUGCCCCAGUAGUUUCUGGAUUAGAGAAAAUCCCUGUCUUACUCAAGGUCCCUGUCAUGGCUGGACAUUUAGUGGGCAAGAUCUGUGCCCUGGAUGCAGAUGCAGGCUACAAUGCCUGGCUGCGCUAUGAACUGCAUGAGCUAACUGGUGGGCCCUGGCAAGUGGGGCUUUACAGUGGUGAGAUCAGUAUCAAACAUUCCCUGGACGAGACAGAGAACAGCAACAGUCAGACCCUGCUGGUGCUGAUAAAGGAUCAUGGAGAGCCACCACAGUCAGUUACAACAACGGUGAGCGUAUCACUGGUGAAAAAUACUCAGAAGAUUCAGGAUGAUGCCCUUCUUUCCAGGAGGAGAGGUGAUAUGGAACCCCUAAUGGUCAAUGUUAAUACCUACUUAAUCAUUGCCAUUUGCUCAGUGUCAAGCUUGUUCCUGCUUGUAAUCAUCUUGUAUGUGAUUCAGCAAUGCCACAGCCAGGUAAAAGAGACAGCAGUGUAUGGUCCUGGCACAGCCACCCUGGUGUGCACCAGUGAAGUGGGCAGCUGGUCUUACUCAAAUCGCCAUAGCCAUAUUUUGGGAGGAAUCAGUGGUGAGACUGGUGCCAAAACUGACCUCAUGGUUUUCAGUCCCAACCUACCUGUAUUCGCAGAGAAUGAGGAAAUGGGCAGUAUGAAAGAUCUGGUCCUGGUUUCUUCUGGACAGAAUCUGGAAAUUAAACCUACUAUAACUAUGAUUUUUCUUCUCCAAUGCUGCCUACUAAGAAAGCAGGUGGUGCAGAUGCUUGUUCUUAGCUGGGCUUGGGAGUUGGGGAAUAGCCAGCAGCUCCUUUAUUCUGUGCCUGAAGAAUCCCAGCAGGGCACCUUCGUCGGCUACAUUGCUCAGGAUCUGGGAUUAGAAGUGGAAGAGUUGGUGCCUCGGAUGUUCAGGAUGGAAUCCCAAAACCAGGGGGAUUUUUUAGAGGUAAAUGUGCAGAAUGGGAUCUUGUUUGUAAAUUCCCGGAUAGACAGGGAGGAGCUGUGUGCCAAGAAUGCUGACUGUGUCGUUCAUCUGGAGGUGAUUGUAGAGAAACCUCUGACAGUCUUCCAUGUAGAGAUUGAAAUCAAAGAUAUUAAUGACAAUGCUCCUACAUUCAUUCAAAAGGAACAAAAUAUCUUUGUUUCAGAAAUAAGGAUGCCUGGUUCUUUUUUUCCACUGGAGGGAGCUUCUGAUGCAGAUAUUGGUCCAAACUCUCACCUCACCUAUACGCUCAGCUCCAAUGAAUAUUUUAUUUUAGAUGUCCAGAGGAAAUAUGAUAAAAUUCAAUCAUUAGGACUCCUUUUAAAAAACAGUGUUGAUAGAGAAGUCAAGGCUACGCAUUAUUUGUUGCUUGUGGCCAUAGAUGCAGGGAAACCAGAACUCAGUGGCACAACACAGUUGGUGAUUUCUGUGCUUGAUGAAAAUGACAAUGCUCCUACUUUUAACCAAUCAGUUUAUAAAGUCCAGGUGUCAGAGAACAUUCAAAAUGGGACAUUAGUAAUUAAAUUAAAUGCCACUGAUUUGGAUGAGGGAAUCAAUAAAGAAGUUGCGUAUUCCUUUCAUAACCGGGUGCCGGUUAAAUUGAAAAAUAUAUUUACCUUAGAUUCUGUUAAUGGAGAAAUGAGAACAAUAGAAAAAUUAGAUUUUGAGGAAGACCACCAAUAUGAGAUUCAGAUGCAAGCUAGCGAUAAAGGGAGCCAUCCAAUGACGGGAUAUUGUACGAUUGUGAUUGAAGUACAAGAUGUAAAUGAUAAUGCCCCUGAGAUAUGGUUAAAAUCUUUGUCGGUACCAGUAUCAGAGGAUUCUCUGCCAGGGAUGGUGGUGGCCCUCAUAAGUAUCUCAGAUCGGGAUUCUGGGAUCAAUGGACAAAUAAGCUGCUCCCUAUAUCCUGUUGGCUUUCCCUUCAGGCUGGUUACCACCUUCAAGAAUUACUACUCCCUAAUAGUUGCUGAACCCCUGGAUAGGGAGCAGAUGGGAGAAUACAGACUGAUUGUAAGAGCCCAAGAUCAAGGGACACCAACUCUGCUGACUACCAGUAGCCUGAUGAUACCUAUUGGUGAUGUGAAUGAUAAUGCACCUACUUUUGCACAGCCUUCCUAUACAGUCUUUGUGAAGGAGAACAAUCCACCUGGUGCUCAUAUCUUCACUGUUUCUGCCUCAGAUCCUGAUAUGGCUGAGAAUGCCCUGAUCAGCUAUUGGAUAGAUGAGAAGUUUUGGCCAUUGUCUAGUUAUAUCUCAGUACACUCAGAGAAUGGGAAACUCUAUGUUUUGCAGACACUGGAUUAUGAGGAGCUGAAGCUCUUGGAGUUCCAAGUGAGUGCCAAGGAUGCUGGACUGCCCUCUUUAUGUGGCAAUGUGACAGUACAAGUCUUCGUGAUGGAUGAAAAUGAUAAUGCACCUGUUGUAUUUGCACUAGCAGAGGUAAAUCCUGUCUUACUGGUGGUCCCUGUCAUGGCUGAACAAGUAGUGGCCAAGAUCCAUGCUGCAGAUGCCGAUUCAGGCUACAACGCUUGGCUAUACUAUGAAAUACAUGAAAACUCCAGCAAUUCUUGGCGAGUGGCUCGUUACAGUGGUGAGAUCAGUACCAAUCAUGCCCUUACUGAAGAAGAAGUUAAAUUGGGCAGUCAGAAUCUGCUAGUGCUGGUGAAGGAUCACGGGAAGCCAAUGCUAUCAACGACUGCUACACUGAGUGUGUCAUUUGUGGCAAGACCCCAUCUCAUUCAGACUGAUGUCCAUCUUCAAGAAAUGGGAAAGAACUCAAGACCCUUGGUGGAUAGCAUUAACAUCUACUUAAUCAUUGCUACCUGUUCAGUUUCCAGUUUAUUUCUGCUGACUAUCACUGUAUAUACAGUCAUGCGAUGUCAUGUCCAGGUGAAGAAGGCCAUGAUAUAUGGCCCUGGCACAACUACAUUAGUAUGUGCUAGUGAAGUGGGUAGCUGGUCAUAUUCAAAUCGUCACAGUCGCAUCCUGGCUGCUGUGAGUGGGGAAUCUGGCAUCAAGAGCGACCUCAUGGUUUUCAGUCCCAACAUUCCUCCUCUCCCGCCUGGCAGUGAAAAACAGGAACAAAUAUGUUGUGAUCCAGCGCUACAGAGAUGGAUAUAUAAGAUAGAAAAAACACUAUUGAUCUUUCUGCUUGUAUUUGCAAUGAUUGUCUGGAAGAAUGAAUCUGUGGCAAACUGGCUGCUGCAGCUGGUUCUGCUCCACACCGCCUGGAAAAUGGGGAGCGGCCAGCUCCAUUAUUCUGUGCUGGAGGAAUCCCAGCACGGCACCUUCGUGGGCCGCAUCGCCCAAGAUCUGGGGUUGGAGGUGAGCGAUCUGGUCCCUAGGAUGUUCCGGAUGCUGUCCAAAGGAGAGAAGGACUAUUUUGAGGUAAACGUGCAGAACGGAAUCUUGUUUGUAGAUUCCCGGAUAGACAGGGAGGAGCUGUGUGCCAAGAAUGCUGACUGUGUUGUUCAUCUGGAGGUGAUUGUAGAGAAACCUCUGAGAUUCUUCCAUGUGGAGGUUGAGAUCAAAGACAUAAAUGACAAUGCUCCCAUCUUCUCUGCAAGGGAACAGGUUCUGAGCAUGGCUGAAUUGACAACAGCAUCUGGUACCCGGUUUCCCUUAGAGGGAGCCUCUGAUGCAGAUAUCAGUACUAAUGCUCUGCUAACCUACAAGCUGAGCCUCAAUGAAUAUUUCACUGUAGAACAGAAAACAGAUGAGAAAUUCAGUAAACCUUUAGCAAUUGUUUUAAAGAAGCCACUGGACAGGGAGGAAAAUCCUGUCCAUCAUUUAGUACUGACAGCCACUGAUGGGGGUGAACCAAAACUCACAGGAACUGUUCAGCUAGUGAUCAUUGUGCUGGACGUAAAUGACAACCCUCCUGUGUUUAAUCCAUCAGUUUAUAAGGUAAAAUUAUUAGAAAAUGCAGCGGUUGGAACAUUAGUUAUUAAAGUGAAUGCCACUGAUUUAGAUGAAGGCAUGAAUAAGGAAAUCAAUUAUUCUUUUACUAAUCAUGUACCACUAAAUUUUCAGAACAUUUUUAGUAUAAAUUCCAAUACAGGGGAAGUAACUGUAGAAGGAUGGGUAGAUUUCGAAGACCUUGCUAUAUAUGAUCUUCAUAUUGUGGCAGACGAUAAAGGGUACCCCCCUUUGUCAGGGCACUGCCAAGUGAUCAUUGAAGUGCUGGAUGUAAAUGACAAUGCUCCAGAGUUGUUUGUCUCAUCACUCUCAGUGCCAGUGCCAGAGGACUCCUCACGGGGGACAGUGGUAGCCCUCAUCAGCAUUUCAGAUAGGGACUCAGGAGACAAUGGGCAAAUGCAUUGCUCACUGUGGCCUCCUGGGAUGCCCUUCCAACUUGUAUCCAAUUUCAAGAAUUACUAUUCAUUAGUAGUGUCUGACUCCCUGGAUCGGGAGCAAGUUGCUGAGUAUCAGCUGAUGGUGAAAACAGAAGACCAAGGAGUCCCAUCACUGUCAGCUACCAGUAUCUUGACAGUGCCCAUCAGUGAUACAAAUGACAAUGCUCCCACUUUCACACAGCCCUCCUACACAGUCUUUGUGAAGGAGAACAAUCCCCCUGGUGCUCACAUCUUCACAGUAUCUGCCUCAGACCCAGAUGUAGCUGAGAAUGCCCUGAUCACCUAUUGGAUAGAUGAGAAGCUUUGGCCGUUGUCCAGCUACAUCUCUGUACAUUCAGAGAGUGGAAAGCUCUAUGCUUUGCAACCUUUGGACUAUGAAGAGUUGAAACUGCUGGAAUUUCAAGUGAGAGCCAAGGAUGCUGGACUGCCCUCCUUAUGUGGCAAUGCGACUGUUCAAGUCUUUGUGAUGGAUGAAAAUGACAAUGCACCUGCCGUGUCACGAUCAUCAGAAGAGAACCUGAUUCUUCUAGUGGUCCCCGUAAUGCCUGGGCAUAUUGUAGGCAAGAUCCAUGCCUUGGAUGCGGACUCUGGAUACAAUGCAUGGCUAAGCUAUGAGCUGGUUGAAGAAAGUAGUGGGCCAUGGGCUGUGGGGCAGUAUAGUGGUGAGGUGAGUACCAAAUAUUCUCUGGAUGAGUCAGAAGGAAGCAAGAGCCAGAGUGUGCUGGUUCUUGUGAAGGAUCAUGGGAAGCCGCAACUCUCAACUACAGCUACCCUGAGUGUGUCACUGGUGACAAGCACCCAAGCCAUCAAAACAGAUAUUCACCUCCCCAGGUCAGGAGAGAGCUUCAUGCCCUUGGUGGACUCAAUCAACAUCUAUCUGAUCAUUGGCAUCUGCUCUGUUUCCAGCCUGUUUCUGCUGGCCAUUCUCAUCUACGUGGCCCUGCGGUGCCACUGCAAGGCAAAGGAAACCAUGGUGUACGGUCCUGGCACAGCCACCCUGGUCUGUGCCAGUGAAGUGGGCAGCUGGUCCUAUUCCAAUCGCCACAGCCACAUCCUGGCAGGUGUGAGUGCAGAGGCUGGUGCUAAGAGUGACCUCAUGAUUUUCAGUCCCAACGUUCCUGUUUUAGCAAAUAAUGGGGAACUUAAGAAUGGGACAGAGAUGCCCUCAAAUUCAUCUAAAGAGGGCAAUGAAGAUUAUCAGAGGCUGGACAGAAAGUUCUAUGAGCAGAGACUCAAGAAAGUGGAUAAGUCAACUUUGAGGAAAGAAGACUGGAUUGAGGGAAAAUGUAAUUGGACUAUUCAAGAAGCUGAAGAGAUGUCAUACAGAAGAAGGCUGUGA
This is a messenger RNA of Candoia aspera, 7314 nucleotides long. RefSeq lists its product as uncharacterized. Gene Ontology annotation, molecular function: calcium ion binding. Gene Ontology annotation, biological process: homophilic cell-cell adhesion. Gene Ontology annotation, cellular component: plasma membrane. The coding region runs from base 1 to 7314 and encodes 2437 amino acids. The record is from RefSeq and is a predicted model, not a curated record. The transcript is spliced from 4 exons. NCBI's taxonomy places the organism in Eukaryota, Metazoa, Chordata, Lepidosauria, Squamata, Candoiidae.